Molecule: messenger RNA, 741 nt
Organism: Arctia plantaginis
Lineage: Eukaryota; Metazoa; Arthropoda; Insecta; Lepidoptera; Erebidae
Source: the annotation of a GenBank genome assembly
AUGGAUGUAAUAUUAUGCCACGACCUUGUCACAACGACAUUAAUGGGACCCCCCGGGCCCCAACCCCCGCCUGCUUCCCUGGUCAAACCAGGCGACUUCUUCCUUCUGGAGAAUUUGACACAAGAAUUCUUGUUCGGGGUGCAUGGUGCAGGCAGGCCCCGCAAGAUAUACUCUGUUAGCCUUACCAGUAGUUAGCCCAUUUUAAUUGCUUAUCAUUUUUAUAUCAACGUUACACAUUUCAACACAAUCAUGAGUUCUGGUGGCACUCGCGUGUAUGUCGGCGGGCUUGUAGAAGGCAUCAAGAAGGAAGACCUCGAAAGAGAGUUCGACAAAUAUGGGAAACUAAAUUCAGUUUGGGUGGCACUUAACCCUCCCGGUUUUGCAUUCAUAGAAUUUGAAAACUUGCAAGAGGCAGAGGAUGCGUGUAGCGCUAUGAACGGCUUCGAGAUGUUAGGCGCGACCUUAAAAGUAGAGAUCUCCAGGAAGCGUGACGGACCACGCCGUGGAGGUGGCUUUAGAGGUGGCCGUGGAGGUAACUUCAGGGGUCGUGGUUUUGGCGGUCCGCCCAGUAGCGGUGGUGGCAGAUCGUUCAACUCCUACGGUGGCGGCGGCCGCCCCUACAAUCGCAACAAUCAACGCGAUGAGUACGGUUCCGGUGGUGGAAGCGUUCCAUUGAUGUCUCAAGGAAUUAGAGUUUCUUGGAAUUCUGAUAUCUGGUCAAAAAUAAUUUGUGAGAUGUAA